UGUUUGUACAUGUAGUUGGUUUGUUUGAAAUCAAACCGAUUGUUGAGCGUCGCAAGUCUGUUCAUUGCAUCAUUUCACGCACAACUUGAAUUUGGUACGUACAUCAUGUCGAAGCUAUUUUCAUCCGAAAAAAAUAAAUGGGGUCUGAAUAUAUCGGUAAAUAAGAAAUCCAAAUCAUCGAUUGACUCCAAAACAUCGUCAAGACAAGUUGUAAUCCGAAAGCCGAAGAAAUCGAACGACGAUUUACACGAUUUCAUUGUCAAAUCGAAGGCCGAAGUCAAUUCACAAGCAUGUGUUUUGAUUGACUCGAUUGUGAAAUGGCGAGAUGAAACGAGUGAACAGUUUGACAUGAUUAAGCAGUACAUUAUUCGUAAUGAGCAUAACCUUCAAAAAGGAUCGACAUCGAACAAUCUACCAAUAAAACGUCCAACUGAACAACCGAAACCCAUUUGUUUCCCAUCGAUGCCGAUUUUAGUGCUCCCCGGUAGCGAUGCAGAAGAUGAUUUUGGUCAAUUUAUGACAAAGCCACCGGUUGGUCUAUCCAGCAAGGUACAAAAACGACGAAGCACAAUAGAUUUGCCAUCCGAAAUAAGACAAGACUCAAACACAACGUCAGUGUCUCCUCCGGCACGAAAAAUUGCUCGAAGUGUUCACAGUUCGAUAUUGGCUAUGUCAAACAAAUCGUCAAAAUCUGCAGUCAAAGCAAAAGAUCAAGUAUCGCCGAUGACACAAAGUGUGAAAGAUAAGCCGACAUCAUCUACGCCGAAAGAACAAACAUCGUUUAAGAUUCCGAAGCAGCCAGCACCAUCAAUAUCAAAGGAACCAUCGAUAUCGAAGGAAACAAACCAUUGCGAUGUGUCAAAGUCAUCUGAUAAUCAAGAACAAUCAAAGCCGGUCGAUAAUAUAUACAAAAAGUUUGUGGAAGCUCGAAAACUUGUCAUGGCCAAACAGAAGGAAUUAGAAGAAGUGGCUCGGUUGGAACAGCAAAAAAUGGCGGAAUAAGAAUGCCGUAAACUUUAAUUGUAAUUUGCUUGAUUUGAUUGCUAUAUUUAGCCAUAUACUCACCACAAUUGUGUUUAUUUUUGAAUUUUAAUUGCACCAUUCCAUAUUUCAAAUAUCAUUUUUAUAAACAUUUAUUUUACAAAACAAAAAACAUUGUAAUCGAACCAACAAAAUUUGUUGCAUACUGAAUGAAUCUUUAU
Molecule: messenger RNA, 1202 nt
Organism: Contarinia nasturtii (swede midge)
Lineage: Eukaryota; Metazoa; Arthropoda; Insecta; Diptera; Cecidomyiidae
Exons: 5
Coding region: 106-1002 (298 amino acids)
Source: RefSeq, a predicted model, not a curated record